Molecule: messenger RNA, 768 nt
Organism: Cercopithifilaria johnstoni
Lineage: Eukaryota; Metazoa; Nematoda; Chromadorea; Rhabditida; Onchocercidae
Source: the annotation of a GenBank genome assembly
AUGAACUUGAAAGAAGAAAAUGAACGUCGACGUUGCCGAGCACAAAUUGUUGAUGAAAAUCCAUAUCUUCGUAGCUUGGGAAUCCAUAUCAUUAAGGCGCCGUGUGCAGGAGAAGCUACUAUACAGUUCCCUCCAGCAAUUGUUUGCGAGAAUGGCGUAGUUGAACCAAAGCCAAAUGGGGAUCUUGAUUGGCGUCUUUCAGUACCUCGUGAUGACUUACUCAUUCAUGUGGUGAACCAUUUGCAAUGCAAGGAAGGGAAACAGUUUCGCGAAGCUUUUAUCGCAGCAGCUAAUGGUCGUGCGGAAUUCAUUCGUCUCACAAUUCUUGUCAUGCAAGCACAUCCAAAUUAUCUCAUUUAUCCGGAGCAUAUACAGCAGGGAAGUGCCUCACAGCAAAAUGUCUCACCUGGCGCUAUUAUACAUGCAGAUAUUGUUCAUCCAACUCAAACGGAAUUCAUUAUUGUAGCUCACAGAGUACUGCACGUCCUGUACGUGCCACGGUUGGAUGAAUUAGAAGGUAUUACAAAUGCUCUUUGCUAUGCUCAUGGCAUUGUCACUUCACCGAUAUCUCUACCGGCGCAUCUUUAUGCUGCUGCUGAUCUCGCUAAAAGAGGACGCAAUAAUUUCAAAACUGAGCAUAGUGGUUCUAAUUAUAAGCAAUGUGCAGUAUUCUUAACACUCGCUUACAUAAUGUUAUCACCAGAAAUGUUGCCAAUGAAAUGUUUCAAUGAGUUUUCCAAUAAACUGAAAUGCAAGUUUUGGGACUAA